UCUUGGGUUUCUCACACACCAGAGUUCACCAGGAAGGAGACAUCCAGAAAGAGGCUCACCUACGUGGAAGCCUCACAUGGCUCACAGGGACACGUGUACACAGCAGAGGAACUUACCUGUGGAUGACCAGAUUGCCCUGCUGAAGGAGGCCUUCGAGCUGUCCCAGCUGAGGUUCAACUCGUUGUUCCACGUGGAGAUGGGGACGCGGGAGUGUGGCCAGUCUCCGACUGCCUGGUUCCUGUCUCUGAAGAUCAUGGCCAUGUUCGCUGAGCUCUGCAGCCACAUGACCCAGCACACUGGCAGCGGCUGCGCACCCAGGACACACCGCUUGACUGCCCCUCAUGCAGGAACUGUUCAGCAUCACCGUGUGCUGCUGGCCCAAUACGGCUCCACCGGGAAACCCGCAAGGGAGCAGGCAGCACUGACUCAUUCCCGGAUUCCCGCCCCAAGGACUUAA
Sorex araneus (European shrew) is the source of this 457-nucleotide messenger RNA. It is a transcript of the gene NR1I2, whose product is annotated as nuclear receptor subfamily 1 group I member 2. NCBI's taxonomy places the organism in Eukaryota, Metazoa, Chordata, Mammalia, Eulipotyphla, Soricidae. The coding region runs from base 77 to 457 and encodes 126 amino acids. The record is from RefSeq and is a predicted model, not a curated record. The transcript has 4 exons.